Molecule: messenger RNA, 630 nt
Organism: Cuscuta europaea
Lineage: Eukaryota; Viridiplantae; Streptophyta; Magnoliopsida; Solanales; Convolvulaceae
Source: the annotation of a GenBank genome assembly
GGAAAAACUAAUGUGCUAUCAAAGGAAUUGCAACAAAAAAAUCAAAACAUAGGCAAUGUUGUGGAUCUUGUCAAGACCGUCAAAACCGAUUUGGAGAAAUAUAGGAAUGAUUAUGGUUGGGAUUUGUUGAUUGAAGAAGUGGCUACAUUUUGUUCAAAACAUGAUAUUGAUGUACCUAAUAUGAUGGAUGUAAAGCCAGGACGAGUGAAAAGGCAGAAGACAAUUGAUGGUAGUCCGAAAACUUAUUAUCACUAUUUUCAUGUUGACAUUUUUCUCGAGGUUAUUGAUCGUCUUAUUCAAGAGAUGAAUAAUCGCUUUACCGAGUCAAGUUCAGAGCUACUAAUGUGCAUAGCAUCGUUAAGUCCCAAAGACUCAUUCUCCAAUUUUGAUGUGAAGCGACUACUUCGUCUUGCUAAUCUAUACCCAGAUGAUUUUAGUUCAAGAGAAAAAUUUGAACUAAAUGAACAACUUAGGAUGUUCAUUACAUUUGUCAAAUCAUCUCCACGAUUUUCAGGCCUACAAAGUAUUGGAGAUUUGGCAAAAACAUUGGUUGAAACAGAGUGGCACACAACUUAUAAGUUAGUGUACCGACUCAUCCAAUUGGCAUUGGUUUUACCCGUUACAACCGCC